AUGGGGAGAAUGAGCAGCACUUUGUUGCUGUUGGUGACCUUUUUUGCCACAUGUUAUUGCCAGCUUAUGCCAGUGAUAAACAUGUCCACCGUGGUAGAAAUAAGAGAGGACCUUCCAGUGGGUGCAUUUGCCUUUAAAAUCGAGGCAUACGAUCCAGAUGGUGACUCACUGAGAUAUGGAAUUAAAGACAUCAGCCCUGCCGAUAACAAUGCAUAUUUCUUCAAUGUUGAUGAAAAUACAGGCUCAGUGACUAUCAAAUCUAAGCUUGAUCGAGAGACUUUAGAUCUGUUUGGGAUACAGGUUGUUGUGAGGGAUAAUGACUAUGAAGAAACUAAGGACAUUUACAUCUCAGUGAAAGAUGCCAAUGAUAAUCGGCCACUAUUUCAAGGUUUGCCAUACGGCGUUUCCAUCCCAGAGAAUACAACAGUGAAUACUAUUAUCUUUCGAGUAAAUGCAACAGAUGCUGAUGCUGGGCUGGCUAAAGUUGUGACUUACCAAAUUGUUGAGGUGAUGCCAAGUGCUGGUACAAGUCUGUUUUCAAUCAACGGGGGUGAUGGAAACAUAAAGCUGGAGGGACAGCUUAGUUAUACAAGCUUAAGCUCAAACUAUCAGCUAAAGAUCAGAGCAACUGAUGGUGGCGGACCUCUCAAUGAUGUGGAGAAUUUCAUUCAGUCCAGUGAGACAACUGUUUUUAUCACAGUCACUGAUGUACCAGAUCUUGAUCCCCAGUUUCUUGGUACACCUUAUCUGGCCACUGUGGAUGAACACUCCCCUGUAGGCAAAUCCAUCUUGAAAGUGCAGGCACGAGAUCCAGACACAGGGGUCAAUGAUGCAAUCCGAUACAGCCUAAUAAAUGUGGCAGAGUAUGACCUGUUUCAAAUCAACGAGGUUGAUGGUGUGAUAACUGUAAAAAAAAACUUUGACCGGGAAGAUUUCUCAGAUCCAGAUAAAAUUGUUGAGCUACAAGUGAAGGCAACUGAGGCUAACCCCAAUGUCAACGGAAUCCAUGCUUCCGCAACAGAAAAAGUACAAAUUACUAUUGGAGACAUCAAUGACAAUGAACCCAAGUUUUACAAUUGCGCUGAUAGUUCAUGCCUAGAAGAGAGCAACUUCAAUGGAAACAUAGAUGAGCACACCUCUGCAGGACUUCCUGUUGCAGGCCUGCAUAUUAAAGUGAAAGAUACAGACAAGGGUGUAAACAGUCAAUUCACACUACUUCUAGAGGGGACAGAUAAGGACGCUUUCUCUGUCUCGCCACUGUCUGCAUUAUCUGAGAGCUUUGUGCAGAUAUUAGUCAAAGACUCCAAUGCUGUUGAUUAUGAGAAGAAAAAAACUAUGACUGUCCAGGUCAUUGCCACAGAUGCACAGGACCCUGGGAAACAAUCUACAGCCACUGUCACUAUUCAAAUCAAUGACAUAAAUGACAACAGUCCAGUGUUUAAGAACGACACCUAUAGCUUAGCAGUGGAAGAGCAUUGUGCAGAUGGAACUGUUCUGGGCGUUAUUACAGCAACGGAUAAGGAUACGAUGGACGCCAACAGUAUUACCUACAGACUGGUUCCAGACAGCAUACUGCCAUAUUUUGGUGUUGACCCAAAACAUGGAACGAUUUCCGUCAAUAACGGCAAUCUGCUUAACUGGGAGGGCACGAAUUCAUACUCUCCUACUUUGCAAGCCAUAGAUACGGCUGGCAAUAUUGGUAGCACAAUCCUAGAGAUCACAGUGUUGGACAUUAAUGAUCAUGCUCCAGAGAUUAACCGGAACCCAUACGAGGUUUUAGUUGGAGAGGGCAGCGAUUUGAAGCUUCAGAUCCAAGCUAUUGAUGGGGAUAAACCAGGAUCAGCCAACAGCAAACUCCAGUAUCGUAUUGACAGCAGCGAAUAUAGUAACAUGUUCACUAUUGACAUAAACACGGGUUUGUUGGAGAACAGAGUUCCUUUGGACCGUGAGUCCAUCAACCCCUCGCUGAAUGGACUGAUUAAGCUGAAUGUGACUGUCUCUGACAUGGGCACGCCACCCCUGUCCUCCCAGACUCAAGUCUUUAUCACUGUUGAGGAUGUCAAUGACAAUGGUCCAGUGUUCGACAGAUCCACUUACACUUUUUAUGUAAAGGAACGUGAGACAGGCAUACCUGUUGGUUCUGUGUUUGCUCGUGACGCAGAUCAAUUAGACUUCUAUAACCGGAUUUCCUACCGCAUUAUCGAGGGCAGUUUUGGGAGCUUCCUCAUCUCUUCAGAGAAAUACGAGGAUGGCUACAAAGGGAACAUCAUUGUAGAUCCUGAGGUGGAACUUGACUAUGAGAGUAACCGUAAGACUUACACUCUCAAAGUGGAGGCCACAGACCUAGGCCAGAAGAAGGAUGAUGCCAUAGUAGAGGUGGUGGUGGUGGAUGUGAAUGACGAAACGCCUGUUUUCCCCAACGGCAUCUCCAUAACUGUGAAGGAAAACACCACUUUUAGUGGACCUGUGGAACUAAUUGAAGGGACUGACCCAGACACUAACCACUCUCUAGUCUAUGAGCUCACGGGCACCGAGUGCCGCUGCAAUGGCUCCAUUGGGCCCUGUCAGGAAGACUGGCUCAUCCUGGAGCCCACUGGUGCCAUAAAAACUAACCCAGACAAUGUGAUCGACCACGAAAUGUGUGAUCAAGUGCUCAUGACAGCACGAGUGGUUGACAUCUACACAGAGAAGGGACAGAGUAGCAGUGAGGGUGUAGUCACCAUCAACAUUGAGGACAUCAAUGAUAAUGCCCCAGAAUUCACUGCAGUCAUGGAUUUUUUUGUUGUGGUUUCUGAGAAUGUUGAACAGGGUACAUCAGUUGCAAGUGUUCGGGCCAAAGACAGAGAUUCUGCAAUGAAUGCUAAAAUCAAGUUUGACGUUUUGUCGGUACAAUUUGCUGGGAGUGAUGGGUCUCCAGAGCAGAAUGUGGGUACGAUCUUCCAAGCUGAGAGCAGUGAUCAGGCAGAUGCACAGGGCUUCUACAGUGGCAUUAUAACGUCUCGUCAGACUCUGAACAGUGACAAGCGAGGAAAGUACCUGGUGAAUGUGGCAGCUACUGACUCUGGUGGACUUAGAACAACUGAUGUAUUACAAGUUUUAACAGUUGACAAGUCCUUCAGAGUUAGCCUUCAAUUUGAAUCUUCAGUGGAAGACGUCACCAGCAACCUAGACGAAAUAAGAGGGAAUCAGCCGGUCACUUAUUUAGAGACCUAUUUUGUAUUCCCCAAUGGAACUGCCCUCGAUUCUGAUGCCGUCUGGAGAAUUCUGAAUCAAAAGGAAGUGUAUGAGACUUAUGGAAGCGUAUUGCGUCAGUAUGGUCUCACAACUAUUAUGACAGGUAAUUCUGAGACAGUCCAAGAUAGGACUGACUUAUUUAUUUUGAUUGGAGUGGUGGGAGCCCUGGUUAUUGUUCUGGCUGUGACAACCACAUCCCUCAUUUGCGUUAGAAGGAGUUACAAGACGAAGCUGAAGGCAGCCAAAGCCAUGAACUCUGCAAGCAUGGUGGCCAUAGAGGGUCAGAAGGCUGGUCCUGUUGUGCCUGGCACCAACAAAUACACUAUGGAGGGGGCAAACCCAGUGCUGAAUUUGAAUAUUGACACCAGCACAGACCUUGGCUUUGAUGAAGAGAGCUCUAAUCCAGACAAACUGAGUCUUAAUUCGCUGGACUACAACAUUGAUAUGACCAUGAGUGAGAAAGACACAAUGCCAAUGAUGGCCAUUGAGGAGGAAGAUGAAGAGAAUGGGAGCAUGCCUCAUUACAUUGAACCACUAGGAGAGGCGCUGGCUCAGCGAGGCAAGAAAAAAGGGUCUGAGAGUCCCGUUUUAAGUUUCUCCAACCCCUCUGUGAGCACCACUGACCUGUGA
Chanos chanos (milkfish) is the source of this 3864-nucleotide messenger RNA. It is a transcript of the gene cdhr2, whose product is annotated as cadherin related family member 2. Gene Ontology annotation, biological process: homophilic cell-cell adhesion. The record is from RefSeq and is a predicted model, not a curated record. The transcript has 29 exons. Gene Ontology annotation, cellular component: plasma membrane; cell-cell junction. Gene Ontology annotation, molecular function: calcium ion binding. The coding region runs from base 1 to 3864 and encodes 1287 amino acids. NCBI's taxonomy places the organism in Eukaryota, Metazoa, Chordata, Actinopteri, Gonorynchiformes, Chanidae.